AGGAGAUGGUACAUGGCAUCACCCAGUAACUCCUCCACUGCUCCAGUCUCUGAAUUCCUUCUCAUCUGCUUCCCUAACUUCCAGAGUUGGCAGCACUGGCUCUCCCUGCCACUCAGCCUCCUCUUCCUCCUGGCCAUGGGGGCCAACGCCACCCUCCUGAUCACCAUCCGGCUGGAGGCCUCCCUGCAUGAGCCCAUGUAUUACCUGCUCAGCCUCCUCUCCCUGCUGGACAUUGUGCUCUGCCUUACUGUUGUACCCAAGGUCUUGGAUAUCUUUUGGUUUGACAACAAGACUAUCAGAUUCUCUGCCUGUUUCCUUCAAAUGUUCAUUAUGAACAGUUUCUUGACCAUGGAAUCCUGCACGUUUAUGAUCAUGGCCUAUGACCGCUAUGUAGCCAUCUGCCACCCCCUGCGGUAUCCAUCCGUUAUUACUGACCAAUUUGUGGCUAGGGCUGCCAUUUUUGUUGUGGCCCGGAAUGGCCUUCUUACUAUGCCUAUUCCUAUACUUUCUUCCCAACUCCGAUACUGUGCAAGAAAUAUUAUCAAGAACUGUAUCUGUACUAACAUGUCUGUGUCCAAACUCUCUUGUGAUGACACUACCUUCAAUCAGCUUUACCAGUUUGUGGUGGGUUGGACCCUGCUGGGAUCUGACCUUAUUCUUAUUGUUCUCUCGUAUUCCUUUAUUCUGACAGCAGUGUUUAGAAUCAAGUCUGAGGGAGCUGCAGCCAAAGCUCUAGGCACUUGUGGCUCCCACUUCAUUCUUAUCCUCUUUUUCAGCACUGUUCUGUUGGUUCUGGUCAUCACUAACCUGGCCAGAAAGAAAAUCCCCCCAGAUGUUCCUAUUCUGCUUAACAUCUUACAUCACCUCAUACCUCCAGCUCUGAACCCAAUUGUUUAUGGGGUGAGAACCAAGGAGAUCAAGCAGGGAAUCCAGAAAUUGCUGAGAAGGUUGAAGACAUGA
This is a messenger RNA of Chrysochloris asiatica (Cape golden mole), 960 nucleotides long. Its product is annotated as olfactory receptor 56A4-like. Gene Ontology annotation, molecular function: G protein-coupled receptor activity; olfactory receptor activity. Bases 13 to 960 code for a protein of 315 amino acids. Lineage: Eukaryota; Metazoa; Chordata; Mammalia; Afrosoricida; Chrysochloridae. Gene Ontology annotation, biological process: G protein-coupled receptor signaling pathway. The record is from RefSeq and is a predicted model, not a curated record. Gene Ontology annotation, cellular component: membrane. The transcript has a single exon.